Messenger RNA from Manacus vitellinus (golden-collared manakin), 1531 nucleotides. It is a transcript of the gene CUNH1orf50, whose product is annotated as chromosome unknown C1orf50 homolog. The transcript is spliced from 4 exons. The record is from RefSeq and is a predicted model, not a curated record. The coding region runs from base 1 to 441 and encodes 146 amino acids. NCBI's taxonomy places the organism in Eukaryota, Metazoa, Chordata, Aves, Passeriformes, Pipridae.
AUGUCCUACUGCCCCUCCCACUGUCUCCCAGCCGAUGCCUUCGUGCGGGCGAACGCCUGCAGCAAACUGGCCGUGAUCGCCGAGCAGAUCCGGCACCUGCAGGAGCAGGCGCGGAAGGUCUUGGAUGAAGCUAACAGAGAUGCUGAUCUGAACCACGUGGCCUGCAACCUUGUGAAGAAGCCAGGAAACAUUUACUACAUGUACAGGAGGGAGAGUGGGCAGCGAUACUUCUCCAUCCUGUCUCCUAAGGAAUGGGGAACCACUCCCCACGAAUUUCUCGGUGCCUAUAAGCUCCAGCAUGACAUGUCCUGGACUCCAUUUGAGGACAUGGAGAGACGAGAUGCAGAAACAGCCAUCCUGGAGAAGCUGCUGAGCCGGCAGGCAGCACUGCCCCCCUGCACAGAGCCCAACUUCCAGGGCCUGACCAAGUCACAGGAGUGACCACACAGGACCCCCUGAGCAGAGUCCCUGGGUGAGGGGACACGGGGCCUGGGUGCUGCCAAAGGCAGGGCAAGGAAAGAGCCCAAGAAACAAAAAUGCUGAUUGCUCUGUGCUUUAAGGACACUAAUUAUGUAUUCAAUCCUACUGGAUUUUCUGGUAAUUGAGUAAUUUAUUAUGUUGACCUGUGCCCAGCUGUACUGGGAGGCAGGUGGUACCAGCUGGUGUGAGUUCCAGAGGGCUUGGAACGUCCUACCUGCCUGGCUCUGGUGUACCUCACUGUGGCAGGUAAUGAUUUCAGGGCUGGAUUUUGCCCCUUGUUAAAAUGCACAUGUUUAUGGAACUGUGUGGCCCAGGAAGAGGCAUCAAAACCCCAUGCAAAGGGUCUGCUGUGAUGAGAAUCUGCUGGUCUGAACCCCUGAGCUGGGAACAUGGGGGACCUGGAGCUCUGUUUUCUGGGAAGCGUGUCCUCAAAAGUGCCAUUCAGGCCUCAGGUGCUCUUCAGACAAUGUGUGUUUCACAGUCCUUGUGCAUUCCCCUUGGAUUUGAGUGCAUGAGCUGCCAGGUGGAGACAAGGCUCUGGAUGCCUCUGUGCCAGAGCGGUGGGGAAAGUAAAAUAAACCAGUCUUGGUCUCAGAUGUACCUUUGAGACAGGCCCUGUGUUCCUCCUGUGUGGCAAGUAUCCCUUUGGCUUUAUCAGGGAGACUUGGUGGCACGUGGAGCUGAUGGGACAUCUCCAGCCUCUCGUCCUUGUGCCCACACCUUGGGAGAUGCUUGAGGCUGCUGGCAGUGACAAUUCCUUAUGGGAAGAGCUGUUCCCUGUGGGACCACAUAGAAGUGGGGAAGUUUGAGGCAGCUCCCUGGCAGCCCAGCAUUUUUUUUUCCCCCCCCAGGUUGUUUUUCUCCCAGCUCUGCCCAGUGCAGUAGCUCACCCACAUGCCAGCAUGGCUGAGCCUUUGGUUGACAGAAACCUGCUCCUCAGAGUCAAUUUUUCCCAGUGCCCUUCCUCACUUGAAGCACAAGCCAGAUUAACAGCAAUUAUUCUAUUAUUAUUAUUAUUAUUCCAAGGUAUAAUUAAUUCCUCAUCAAGUCA